Molecule: messenger RNA, 2136 nt
Organism: Gasterosteus aculeatus aculeatus (three-spined stickleback)
Lineage: Eukaryota; Metazoa; Chordata; Actinopteri; Perciformes; Gasterosteidae
Gene: desma
Product: desmin a
Biological process (GO): intermediate filament organization; skeletal muscle organ development
Cellular component (GO): intermediate filament; Z disc; cell-cell junction
Molecular function (GO): structural constituent of cytoskeleton
Source: RefSeq, a predicted model, not a curated record
UCUUCACUUCACUUAGUUGCCCAGUGCGACAGUUGGGUCACAGCACCUCCAUCAGAAACCAACAGAUAGCCAAACAGUCAACCAGCCAUGAGCAAGUCUUAUUCCGCUUCGGCCCAGACGGCCUCCUCGUACCGCCGCACCUUCGGCUCUGGCAUCGGGUCGACCCCGAUGUCCUCCCACUUCUCCUCUGGGGCCGGUGGCCGCAGCUCCUCAGCAAGCCACAGGUCCUCCAGAGUCUAUGAAGUUAAGAACAAUGCUAGUCCCUCUUAUUCUUCAUACCGGGUGUCCUCUGGUUCCGGGGCAGGAGGGUUCGGCUCCUCCUCGGCCGUGCGCACCUAUUCUGGCGAGAAACUCGACUUCAACCUGGCCGACGCCAUGAACCAGGACUUCCUCAACACAAGGACCAACGAGAAGGCCGAGCUCCAGCACCUCAACGACCGCUUCGCCAGCUACAUCGAGAAGGUGCGUUUCUUGGAGCAGCAGAAUGGAGCGCUGAUGGUGGAGAUUGAGCAGCUGAAGGGCCGCGAGGGGCACGGCCGCGUGGCUGAAAUGUACGAGGAGGAAAUGAGGGAGCUGAGGAAGCAGAUAGAAGUCCUCUCCAACCAGCGCGCCCGCGUGGAGGUCGACAGAGACAACCUGGCCGAUGACCUGCAGAAGCUGAAGCUCAGACUGCAGGAGGAGAUCCACCAGAAGGAAGAGGCUGAGAACAAUCUGUCUGCGUUCAGAAGCGACGUUGACAAUGCCACUCUGGCCAGGCUGGACCUGGAGAGACGCAUUGAGAGCCUGCAAGAGGAGGUUGCCUUCCUCAAGAAGAUCCAUGAAGAGGAGAUCCGUGAGCUGCAGAGCCAGAUGCAGGACACACAGGUGCAAGUCCAGAUGGACAUGUCUAAGCCCGACCUGACUUCAGCUCUGAGGGACAUCCGUGUGCAGUAUGAGGGCAUCGCCGCCAAGAACAUCGCAGAGGCUGAAGACUGGUACAAGUCCAAGGUGUCUGAUCUGAACCAGGCUGUGAAUAAGAACAAUGAUGCGCUGCGUCAGUCCAAGCAGGAGACCAUGGAGUACAGGCACCAGAUACAGUCCUUCACCUGUGAGAUCGACUCACUCAAGGGCACUAACGAGUCUCUGCUGCGCCAGAUGAGAGACAUGGAGGAACGUACGGCCCGCGAGGCUUCUGGUUACCAGGAUAGUAUCACACGGCUGGAGGAAGACAUCGCUAAAAUGAAGGACGAUAUGGCUCGUCACCUGAGAGAGUACCAGGACCUCCUCAACGUGAAGAUGGCACUGGAUAUUGAAAUCGCCACCUACCGCAAGCUGCUGGAGGGAGAGGAGAGCAGGAUCACUACCACCGGGCCCGUCCAGUCUGCCUUUUCCUCUAUUGGAUUCAGAGAGACCAGUCCAGAGUCCCAGCAUCAGCGCUCCUCAGAGGUCCACUCCAAGAAGACGGUUCUCAUCAAGACCAUAGAGACCCGCGAUGGAGAGGUGGUCAGCGAGUCCACACAGCAUCAGCAGGACAUCAUGUAAACCGGACGAGGACACUUUGGAAACACUAUAUAAUCAAUCAAUAAGAAAGAAUGAAUAUUUUCCUGCAAUGGUUUAUAAAAUGAAUGCAGAAUAUUUAAGCAGAUUGGGAUGAAAACCAAAAUGAAAUAAGCAAAUCCAACCAGUAUACAUCUUUAGACGUUGUACUAUAAACAUGUUUAACUGGACAGAUGCUCAGUCACUGUCUUUGGACUGCUUUUAAAAUAUGCUCAUUCCAAGAUAUGUGAUUUGUUCAUGUUUAGUUUCCUUCCCUCAAAAAACACCUGAAUGUGUUAUUUCAGGUCUGCAAAAAUAAUCUGACGGGGAGAAUAGAGUUUCAAAUGAACAACAAGGCUUUGUCGAGGCCCAGGGAGGCUUUAAGAGUGCACGACAGAUCGAUGGGAGUCAAACGUAAUACUGUCACAAUCACUUUUCAACGCUCAUAUUCCAAAGUCCUUCUGCGCAAACGCACAAGGAUAUAACGAGGCUUUUAUUUGUGUAACUGAUUUAAGGAAGGCGAGCCGUUGUGUCGUAGACACCCGAUGACAAAGGAGGUGUUUGAAGCUGGAGUUAAAAAGCACGUGCUGGUUGUUUGUUUGUACGCGUAUGGGCGGCCAU